Molecule: messenger RNA, 7100 nt
Organism: Nothobranchius furzeri (turquoise killifish)
Lineage: Eukaryota; Metazoa; Chordata; Actinopteri; Cyprinodontiformes; Nothobranchiidae
Gene: slc29a4a
Product: solute carrier family 29 member 4a
Biological process (GO): nucleoside transmembrane transport
Cellular component (GO): plasma membrane
Molecular function (GO): monoamine transmembrane transporter activity; nucleoside transmembrane transporter activity
Source: RefSeq, a predicted model, not a curated record
CCUCCUUCUCCUCCUCCUUCCUCCACCGUCACAUCCAUUCUCUCCCUACGGAAGAUGCGCGUGCAGCUCGGGCGGGAUGAACCGGGUUUCCCGGUGUGUUUAAUGGGGACGGUCUGAGGAAGAUCCAGGUCCGGCAGGCGGAGACCACCAGGAGGAUCCCGCAGAGGAAGGUCUCCUGCUGCUGCCGCUGUUCCGAGCCGGAGGAGCGGAAGAUUCCCUUUCAUCCGAAGACCCCCUGCCUCUCCUCCGGGGUGUGUCGCCGGGAUUCUCUGUAGCAUGCACGCUCCCAGGAGUGUGUAGCCCGUUUUAAGGCAAGAGCAGGAACCUGCAGUACAUGUUUAUCAGUGAGGGUUCUUCAAGGGUGGAGAUGGGCUCGGUGGGAGCAGAGCGCCGCAGGCCCACACCAGCCCAGACGCCCGAGGAGAGGGACGUGUGGAGGGAUGGAGGAAGAUCUGGAUGGAGGGACGCAGGCAGAGAGGCCUGGAGGGAGGGCAGGGAGAGCAGCGUGGUGCAGAGCUACAGCUUCGAUUCGUACCAGCUGGAGGAGGAGGAGAUCAGUAAGGAUGCCCCAGAGCGAGGAGUGCUGGCUCUGUCUGAACCUGGUUUUGAAGAGCCGAUCCCUGACGACCGUUACCAUGGCAUCUACUUUGCGAUGCUAUUGGCUGGAGUUGGUUUCCUGCUUCCCUACAACAGUUUCAUCACUGAUGUAGAUUACCUGCAUCACAAGUUCGAGGGAACAUCUAUCGUGUUUGACAUGGGUCUGACAUACAUCUCCAUCGCUCUGUUGGCCGUCAUCCUCAACAACGUGUUGGUGGAGCGGCUCAGCAUGCACACCAGGAUUACUGUUGGUUACAUCUUGGCUCUGGGGCCGCUCAUUUUUGUCAGCGUGUUUGACGUCUGGCUGGAGAAGUUCACCAUCCAACAGGCUUACGUCGUCAACCUUCUGUCAGUUGGAGUGGUAGCCUUCGGGUGCACAGUGCAGCAGUCCAGUUUCUAUGGUUACAUGGGGAUGCUGCCCAAGAGGUACACACAAGGGGUGAUGACUGGAGAAAGCACAGCUGGGGUGAUCAUCUCUCUCUCUCGCAUCUUCACCAAACUGCUCAUCCCUGACGAGAAGAAGAACACACUCAUCUUCUUCCUGGUCUCCAUCAGCAUGGAGAUGAUGUGUUUUCUGCUUCACCUGGUUGUCCGCCGCUCUCGGUUUGUCCGCUAUUACACCAGCCACUCCCAGGGCAAAGGUCCGGCCAAAUGUCACGAUCCGCGGGACAACGGUACCGGAUACAGGGUCCACCAUGACGUCACUGCAGAGGAAGUGAGAUUUGGAAAUGGCGGAACAGGACCGUCCUCUACAGAUGAGAGCCUGGAGGACUUGGCAGGCGGUACCUAUGUGCUGUUUGAUGCUCCCAAAGCCAAGAUAAGGAGAAGCUGGCCUGGUGUUCGAGACAUGAUCCUGCACCGUUACGUGGUGUCCCGUGUGAUCUGGGCCUACAUGCUGUCCAUAGCCGUGACCUACAGCAUCACUCUGUGCUUGUUCCCGGGGCUGGAGUCAGAGAUACGCAAUCCAACGUUAGGGGAGUGGCUCCCCAUCCUCAUCAUGGCCACCUUUAACAUGUCAGACUUUGUUGGCAAGAUCCUGGCAGCGCUGCCGUACGACUGGUCCGGAGGCCGCCUGCUCUUCUUCUCCUGCCUAAGGGUGGUCUUCAUCCCGCUCUUUGUCAUGUGCGUGUACCCAGCCAAUGCGCCCACGCUCCCCCACCCUGCCUGGCCGUGUCUCUUCUCCCUCCUCAUGGGAGUCACCAACGGUUACUUUGGGUCGGUGCCGAUGAUCCAGGCUGUUGGCAAAGUGCCGCCGGAGCAGAGGGAGCUGGCAGGGAACACCAUGACGGUCUCCUACAUGACGGGUUUGAUGAUCGGCUCCACGGUGGCGUACGCAGCCUACAGCUUCACCGCUCCAGGAGCAAGAGGAAGCCUCCCGAAGUUCAACCAACUUUCCAACGCUACAGGGUACUGAGUGUUCACACAGUCCAAAACAAAAACAACAGAAAUGCAAGUGGACGGAUAAACAAUAGGAAUUAAUGCUGGGGGAGAGAAAAUAUAAACUUCUCUACAUUUUUCAGCCUCAUGAGGAGGUGAUUUUCUUUUAUUUUUAAUAUUCUGAGAUACAUUUUCACGGAAGUGCAGAGUAGCAGCCUGUUUCUGCCAGCAGGAUCAGCCUGACAUUUAGCCUUUGAGAAUCACAGAGUGAGAAUUACUGCCUGCGUGAGCGAGAACAGAUUGUGUGACAUUUGUAAAGGUGUAAAGUCAAGUCAGAUUUCACCACAAGGAGCAAAACAGGCGGUGUGUUAAAGUCACACAUGUUUUAUGAUGUCCAAGAGCUCGUCGGGUGGAAAGGUGAGAUGCAGUCAUUCAGAUGAAGAUCUUCAUCUUUAUUUAUUCACUGUGAUUUUAUUCGCUUGACGUUAAACUUAUAUGUAAAUAAACUACUGCUUUCAUUCUAGACAAAGCAUGUGGGGUUAUCAGACAGUUCCAUGCAAGGGUUAUGUAUUUGCUGUAGACACUCACCUUAGCUAAAGGUAAAUUCAGGUCCUUGAUGCCUGUUGUUCAGAUUUUUUUAAGUUGAUUGCGAUAAAAACAGAUUAAUGAUUAUUUAGCUUUAUGACAAAAUUUGGAAGAAAAAAAUCGGUGAUGAGGCACUCCGAAAGUAAUUUAUUAAGGUAUGAGCCAACGCGUUUGGGUCGCGUGCGACCUCCUUCAGGGCAUAGUCAAGAAUGAGUUAACGAGGACACUGUCCUUCCUCUGUUAAAGAAAAGGUUAAAUGGAGCUACCUCACGUGACUGCAUCAAGGCAAGGUUCCUUCACAUUGAGAAACACCCCUAGUCUGCACUAACAGCUAUUAACAAGCUAAUAGCUAGUCUGUGCUAACAGCUAUUAACAAGCUAAUGGCUAGUCUGUGCAAACGGCUAGCAACAAGCUAAUAGCUAGUCUGUGCCAACAGCUAGUAACAAGCUAACAACUAAUCUGUGCUAACAGCUAAUUAGUAACUAAGUCUCUGGGCUAAUUACAAGUCAGAGCUAACUGUUAGAGCUAGCACCUAGCUAGGGCUAACAGCUAGUCUCAAAAAAGACUAUAGUGAACUGCUGUCACCAUAAAACAACUUCCUUCUAAACAGUUUCUCAUCAAACAUGAUAUCACAAGCUAUUUUAUCAGCACCAGUUCUACAUUACACUGGUAUUUAUAUUUGCAGCUACAGCCCUUCCUGUGCACCCAAGGGAACUUCCUAUUAUAAUGUUUUCAGCUGUGGUAAACAUAGACAUGAAUAGUUGAUACACCAUUGGGUGCUGGAGAGCGCUGCAGCAUCGUCGCCAUGUUGGGUGGGUUCCUUACUCUCCAAACCCAACUGGGGUCAAUGCAGAGUGAGCAACUGUGCUUGUUUUUGUGCAGCCUACGGUUGUGACAACUGGUGCAUUAUUAAAAACAGAUCAUGGUUUUUCUAGCCUACCUGUUGAGAUUUUAUAUAUUUAUUUAUUUUAUUAUAUUUUAUUAGCAUGUCCUACCCUGUGUUUGAUUUUGUGAAAUCAGAAAAGUGAAAACGCCUUCCUCAGUAGAAAUUAAUGCACUGGGGGCGAAUGCAGACCCAAUCAAGAUGGCAGCCCGCUGCUAUGCUAGCUCCAAUAGUCCACGUCGCAUAUCCAAUGUUUGAAUGACAUGAGAUCUGAGUUGUUUUAAGGUGACAAAAAUCCACUUUAGUUUGAAGAAAUCUAGCGUGGGUAGGAUAUCUCAAAAGAUCUGAACUAUCCCUUUACCACAACGUGCCAAAUCAGAAAUGAUUUCACAUAUUUAUUUAGUUUACAAGAGUGGUAAUCAAAAGGGAAAUAUAGCAAAUUAGUAAAUAUUUUUACACUUUUUUUAAGUAAAGUAUUUUUAAAAAAUCUGUCCAAAUUGAUCCCUGCUGCUUAUUUGUUGUCGUACCUCAAUAAGAUGAGUCAAAAGAUUUAAAGUUGAUGAAACAAACUGACAUGAAAGCAGAAAAUUGUCAAAUGUUUUUGUAUGUUUUAAAACGUCUUGUACCACGUGGUGGCAAAAAAAAAAUGUGUAAAAUGUUUUAAAUGUGUGGAGAGUAGCAUGCAAAAGUUUGAAUUUGCCGGUCGAUCUGUUACUAUAAAUAACUGAGUAAAGGACGAAAUAUUUUAAAAACUAACAAAAAUGGAAAAAAAUGUUUCAGACAAGAUUUAAACAACACAGAGAAUACAAAGUUUUACCUCUAAAGUGAUAUGGUGGGCUUUUUUUAUGUCUGUCUCUGAGUAAAAAUCAUAAAUAAUUGUUAUUUUGUCUGUUUAUAGCUUCCUGAACAGCCUUUGUUUGAAGAAACAGAUUUUAUGUCCUACAUGACUGAUGAACUGCAGCCAGAACCGAAGUGUGCUGUUAUUGCCGUCUCAAACUGGGUCAAGUCCCCUUAGUUUCAUAGAGAUUCAUGCAAACAAUAUUUUAUAAACCUUUUGACUGUUUGUUUUAAUGAAAUUUGGACGUAAAGCAACCAGCGGCAGCUAAAUAUAGCACCUCUGAAGCAUCCAUGGAUUAGGUCUCUCAACAUUUUUGCUGGCAACACUGUGUAAUGUGGAUUUAUUGGCAUUAAAAAGGCUGUGAAAUCUAGGAGACUGGAGCUGUUGGCAGCAACUAGCUGUUAGCUCAUCAGUCCUAUAGGGUGUAAGUUAAAGAGAAGCUGCUUAGCAGGGGUUUAAAUGAUAAAAUUGGCCUUUUAACUAUUGUGUAAUUUAACAAUGUUGUUACCAAACAAUGUAACCACUCGAUUUUCCUAUGUUAACACAUUGCCCUAAGAAAGUUAACUAACUAAUGAGGAACUAGCUCCCUUAUGCUAACAUGUGCUAGCAAUGAUAACAUUGUGCUACAGCUAAUCAUGAUGUGAAACACCAACUGGCUGUUUGGUUAUGGUAACAGACUAAAGCCUAAUUUAUGCUUCUCCGUCACGCCCACGCAUUGACUGACGGUUUCCCUUCAGACAAUUCCCCUCCAGGACAACAGAGGGCGUCAUGUCCUUCAGUGGCGUUUUUGUGUAUUUGUAUUUACUGUAUAUUGUGUUUAUGUAUUUCAGACUUUUUAACACGGACAAAUUUGUACCACAUUCUCCUUCACUUCUUCACGCAGUCGCCACCUCUAAACCCACAUUUCCCGUCAUUUCCUUCAACUGAUAAAAAGUUUGUUGCGUAUCUCUGCUCUGCUUCAGUCACAGGUGUAAAAGCGUUCAUGUAGAGUAGACUUUUUCCAUGAGACGUUCUCCGAUCUGUUCCAUGUCUGCUGCUAGACAUCUUCUGUACUGUUCUACAUAUUUAUUUAUUUUGGGGAAUGGAUGGUGCUUUUGAUGAAUUGAAAGUUAGUGGCUUGGUGACCAAUCGCAGGCUUGCGGUCUCCGUCGCUUUCAGUGGACAGCUAAAGAUUUGUGUGCAUGUCUCCGUCUCCCUCUGUGGAGCUGCCACAGAGUCCUUGUGUCGAGACAUCAUGGCGUUGCUUCUCUUUGUUGCCGAGCUGACUGAGAAGUAUAAAACUGGCUUAAAGCUAAAAAUUAGCCAUCCUUAAACACAUUUUUAGCAAUAUUUACUUUCAUUGUAUAAAUACACACUGAAGUGAUCAGGCUCAGAGUGUGUCGCAUCUAAAACGGUCCGGGCGGAAACAUGUUCUCUGAUCUCAAUCUUUCUACUAGAGAAACGUUUUUAUGAUCUCUGCUUUGGCAGAUCCUCAAAACGUUUAAAUCCUCCAUACAUAACGCCAUUUCCUUCACUUCUACGGCAAAAUAAAACAAGUGCGUCUUUAUUAGGAUGCCUUUGAGACUUUUCCCACUUAGGUAUUUAGAGUAACACAACAGUGUUGUCUGUCUGAAAUGUACCUGUGGUUAUUAUCGGUGUAGCUCAAGAAAAAAAAAAGAACAAUCAGUGCCAAAAAAUGAAUGUAGAGACAUGAAUUCAGAGUAAAGUGCACUCAAUGCAGAAACAACCCUUUAUUGUCCCUAAUUUGUGACAUAUUUGUGUGUGUGUGUAUCUUUAUUUGCCAUUUCUUUUAUUCCUGUUUGGCUCCACACAAGGAUGAAAAUGUAGGUAAUGUUGCCGCCUGUGUGAAUAACUCAUCCCGGAGCUAGCCUAGUUGAUGCACGCAGGUCUCCCCAGGGAUACUCACUGGAUCUAAAGGUGUUCUAGUUAUUUUUGGUGAGAUGUGCCAUUAAGAACAUGGAAAGGCACUUCACUCUCUGGGGGAAAAAAAGAGAUUCCUUUCAUGGACAUGAAUUGUUCACAGGAAUUUAAGAUGAAGGAUCAGAUCCAGGAGCAGUUUGAGGACUGAUUUUUCUGUUGAUUGCGGUUUUUAAAUGUCCCGUUGCUGAAAUCUUAAUGGUGGGUUUAAGAAUAACAUUUAACAAUUGCAAAUCUACAGGGAUGAAGCACUGCACAUAACAAACUACACCAGAAGGAUAAUAUACUUUAUAACAUCCUAGAGGUCUUCGUAUCCAUCAGCUCAUCAUUUAACGUUCUGCUCAUAAAUUAAACAGUCGUCUGCAAAUGUGCUGAUGUUCUCACCUGGAACAGCAGAAAGAAGCGGAUCGCUGAAGGCUGGUGUAAGAAGAGUUCAGCCAUUCUGUAAAUAAAUACUGCAUAAAGAUCAGCUGGAACGUGUUUAAUGGAGAUUUUUGUGAGGGACAAAGAGGAUUCUCCUAAAAACCAAACAGAACCAGGAACUACUUUUGGUCUUUUGGUUGAUGCAUGAGGUCUGAGUGUCACACCAACUAAAAGAUUCAAUAAUGUAACGAUCUCAUUUGUUUCUCAAAUUAUUUUAAUCUAAUUUGUUUGAAUUUAGAGGUGGAAAAGAAACUCAGGUGAAUCAGAAGUGACCAAGGUUGACAUUAUUCAGAAUAUAUAUAAAUAUAUGUGACCUACAGUAUGUAAUCCACAAUGUGCACAUUUAUGUGUGAAGAAAAAAAAAAAAAGCUAAAAACUUUUUUUUCUGACCUGUUUUAUGCCAAAAAGAAUUUGGGUGUUCAGGCUCAACAUUCAACACUGUAUCAUCAGCAAAAUGUAAUAAACAGCUGUUUACAUCUG